AUGGUAGUUCUGUCAACUAAAAUCGAGUGCUCCGAAACAAUUCAGGGAUCUUUGACAUUGUUAGGAAAGUUACUUAGACUUCUGCUGCUGGAUUGGCAACUCAUCAUGUCUACGAUCCCCAUUCGCGCAUCUCCCUCCCCAGCAUGGGCGAACGGAUGA
Molecule: messenger RNA, 159 nt
Organism: Aspergillus luchuensis
Lineage: Eukaryota; Fungi; Ascomycota; Eurotiomycetes; Eurotiales; Aspergillaceae
Exons: 2
Coding region: 1-159 (52 amino acids)
Source: RefSeq, a predicted model, not a curated record